GAGAAUGCUCUUAUCCACACAAUCAUAACCCAGCUCUACACUAAAUAUCUUCAACGUCUAAGACGCCGAAGGCUCGUCGUCUGGCGCUUGGGCUUCCGCUACAAACCUGGCAGCGUAGCGCUCGCCACGAUGGCGCUGCACCUCGUUGCUGCAAGCUCUAUAGCUUUGGCGGCCGGGUCAUACGCCGCUCGGCGCUUGUCCCGGCCGCUUCGGGCACUCGUGCUCGUCGCCAUUGCGUUCGCUUUCUUCGCGCUACCGAUACUUAAUGGCCGCGAGGACCCCCUGCUGGCACAGUCAUUGUGCUGUAUCUUGAGUAUGAGCGCCUUCAAGGCGAUUGCGCUGGCGCAGGGCCGGGGCUGCCUGGCCAAACCCGACCUUGACUUGUGGACGUUCCUCGGCGUGAUGCUGCUGCCCGUCAUUCCCCUGCCAUCCGCACCAGAGCGCUCCAAGCAUGCCGCGAUCGCGCUCCGCAAGGUUCGCGCCGGCCUCACCAAGCUCACGUGCUUUGCCGGUUUGGUGGCUUCCACACUCUGGGCGAUCCACCGCGUGGAGAGGCUGGCUGCCGCCCCCACCGCCUCGCCCCGGGCGGUCCUGGUUGCGCGGUGGCUGAUGCUGGCCUGCCACUGCGGCGGCGGCGCAGCGCUACUGCUGGAGGUGGACGGCUGCGGCGACCUGGUGGAUGCGGCGGCGCUGGCGGGCUGGGGCGUGGCGGCGGAGCCGCACUUCGACCGAGUGUGGCUGUCUUCCUCGUUCACCGACCUGUGGGCUCGGCGCUGGAACCUGACGGUGUCCUCGGUGCUCAAGGCGGCCUUCUACGAGCCGGCCAUGGAGGGUCGCUUCUUCGCGGACGGCCCCUCAGGCACGACCUCAGUUUCGUCCGCGUCCCGGGCGGCCGCAGCCACCCCGGCCGACUCCAGCUCUGCCACGCCCUUCCAGACGCCCGCCACCCCCCUGGCAGCAGCUGUAGCGGCCGCGCCUGCUACUGCCGACGCGCGGCCGUCACAUGCCGAAGUGGCGGCCUGGGCCGCGGCCGCGGGUGCCGACACACCCACCGCCGAGCUGAACUCCGAUGAGCCCAUUCCCACCAUCGCUCUGACCGCUGCUGACGCGACCGCUGGCGCAACCGACUCCACCGCCAUGACCUCGCCGACUUCUUCCCACCGGUCGCGCAGUGAUGCGGCCUGCAGCCUGGACCCCAGCAGCAGCGGCAGCCGCACACUGCUGCAGUCGGAGUGGAGCGCCGGCCGCAGCAGCGCCGCCGCCGCCACGUCGCCGCACCUCCCCAGCGGCGACAGCUGCAGCGGCGACAGCUUCCAGCGCGACCCCGUCCAGUCGUGUGCAGGGCUGCUGGCGACUACUGCCGGCGCGGAGGCCGCCGAAGUCGGCUGCGGUGAUCAGGUCAAGGCCGAAGCCGCUGCUGAGGGGGUGCCGGCGGCGGAGAAGGAGGAGGAUGGAGAGACGGGGCCUGCCGGCGGCGUCAGCCCCAAUGGGCUACGCCGCCGCCGUGUCAACAGCCAGCGCCCGGCCGCCGAUCCUGCUGCCGAUAGCACCCAGGCCGCACCUGCGCCCACACCCGCACGAGCUCCCGCACCCGCAGCGCCGCCGUCUGUGGCGCACAGCUGCGUCAGCAGCAGCCGCGGCGGUGGCGGCGGGGACGUGCGGCUGCGCCGCUUCCUGUCGGGGCUGCUGACCUUCUUCGCCAGCGGGGUGUGGCACGAGCUGGUGGCGUUCACCAUGACUGGCCGCACCACCGGCGGCAGCUGGCUGCUGCUGUUCACACUGCAGGCGGUGAUCCUGAUGGUGGAGUCGGAGCUGCGCAAGGCCACGCGGCGUGCCGGCGUGCGUGUGCCGCUGUGGGCGGCGCGCGUCAUGACCCAGCUGCUGUUCAUGUCCAUGCUUUCGGUGCUGUGGUAUCCGCCCAUGCGCACCACCGGCAUGGUCGACGCGCUAAUGGCACAGGGCGACCGCGCGGUGGCGGCCGCGGCGGCAGCGGCGGCGCGACUAGAGGCGGUGUUGCUGCCGGCGGUUGCGGCGGUGGUGCCGGCGGCCGCCGGCGGCGGCGGUGCCGGUGUCGCACAGGGCGUGCGGGCCUGGCUGCUGUCCGCUGUCACCGCUUCGUGAGAUGGCAUGGAGUGGUGUCGUAAGGUGUAGAACGCAGCUGCGGCCUGCCGGAGGGAAGGGAUGAGACGUAUGGCAUGUUGUGGUGCGGCACGGCCCGGCACGCCAUGCUCACGGGGGACCAGCAAAGGAAACAGCUACUCGAGCGUCUAAGGAGUGAGUCAUCCCUCAAAACAGGGGUGUGGGUCGUUUGAAUGCGCGGGAUGGACUGCGCGAGGGAACCGCAUGCGGGGUGACCUGGACAACCAAGGCUAAGGACCACGGCCAUGCAAAUGCAUACUCGCCACGUGUAUGGGCCUCAACCGAAGCGCAGGUCCUGUGUUGUUGUCUCAAUUUGAAGUUAGGUUUGAGUUGUCGCUAUGGGUGUGGCUGGGCAUGCGCCUGGCCUUGAUAGCUGCAGUUACUGUUGCGGUGGCUCAGUGGAGAGACCGCUGUGAGACUCGAGAGGGUUGAGGGGUUGUGCCGCGUGCAGCACAGUCUGCUUGGUUGUGGGCACGAUUGGGAUCCCGUUCGCCCCAUGAGUGAUUGCUCAUCAGGGGUCGAAUUACGGGACGGCCGUGCCCAGUGUGUUUGCGUGUACAUUGGAGAAGAUUGCACCCAGUUGAAAUACGUAGGGGUUUAGGAGCGUUGCUUGCUGAGUAGGAGUUGCUGAGUGCACAUGCGUCUUGAGUUGCGGCUGAGUUGCAGGUUCUGGCAGCUGCCCUAACUCCACGCAUUCAUACACAACAUGCGUGACGUAUCUCUUUUGAGGAUUUGCGUGCAUCGAGAGGCACAGCAGUCCAUUCCAAUAAUGCUAUUCCAGGUGGAUGUAUACGUGGGUAGCUCUCGUACGCGUUGUUUUGUGUAGGGUAGGUAGGGCCAGCAUUUGGCCAACCGUUACGCGGGCUGCAGGCAAGGCUCCACACGACGUGAAGAGAGAGGUGCACCCGGGCCAGGCCGGGUCGGGGGGGGGGGCAGCGUGUUUGCUGCUGCUGGCCAAUUGCCGCGGGCUGUCGAGAGGUGCUGUAUGCCGUGCGUGACGAGACGCACCUGGACGCCAGUUGGCGGCUUUGCCUGCGGGCGUGCGGCCUUUUAGGACGAGGCGAGACGAGACUUUGCGUGAGAGACCGUGGCGGGGAGGAGAGGUGCAGCAGCAUAGCCAAGGGCCCUUGGUCAGUGCUUGGGCUGAAGGAGAGAAGCCGAGGUGUGUGUGUAUCGUAAACACGAGCCGUUCUGAGGGUGCCGAUGAAGCAAAUGACAGUACCCCCAAAGUGACAUGCAAGACGUACGAGACGUGUUCGCGGCGGCUGGCUGAUGGUGCGCCAACGGUGCAGCGGCACCAUGCAGGUUUUGUUACGCCACCGACAUCUGCAGCUGGCUGGGGGUGUUGCUGGCUCGAAGGACGUCCAUGUGGCACUCGCCCUGAUGGCUGAUUGCCACCGCCGGAACCGCCGCUGCCGAGGCCGCCAGCUGGCGGCGGUUCCUUCUGUGUGACAUUGACGUGGCGGGCGUGUUGGGCGCUGCUGCAGACACGGUUGGUGCUGCUGAUGAUGGAGGUGGCGGAGGUGGAGGAGGCACGGGUUCCUGAUCGACACAGAGCUGAUGACCGUGCUCAACCUGGCAGCCCUGGCGGUUCCGGAGGGCGCUGGCGGAGGCGAUGCCGCGGUCGCAGCCGCAGCCGGCAGCCCCACGUGCCGUGGGCGCCUGGCGUCUGGCGCGUUGCAGGAGCUGGAGCUGGAGCUGGAGCAGGCUCUGCUACAAAUCAACAAAUGACGGAGGUCCCAGCAUGAGAGAUUGCAUUGGGGGACCUGCUGACGCUGGCAUGAGAGGUGGGCCUGAUGGGCGACGGCGCAGCAGGUGGAUCGCGGGCGUGCGUGAGUGGCCUGUAUGCUCAAACCACUGUCACAGUGUCACCGCGUGCCGUGUUCAAGUGGGCGAGGCGUGGCCGCGUGGUUGGCAGAGGCGGAGGGUGGUGGGUGCGGCAGCAGCGGAGGUGGAGGAGGAGAAGGAAGAGGAGCACGGGCCGCUCGCAGCAGGUGCCGUUGCGCUGUCUGGCUCCCACCCGCGCACUACUACUAAGAGCGACGGUGGUUAAGGAGGAGGAGGUUGGAGGGGGCGGUGAGCGGCUGCAGGGGCAGCACGGCUGCCGCGGGGCAAUGGAGUGCUGCGGUUGGGCCUGCCAGGAGGCGCACUCUGCGGCGCUGCGGGCGGGCCCUGGGGAAGGCUCUCCGCUGGGUGGGUACGCCGGCUUGCUUAGCGGAGCGGCUCCCAGCAGGGGGGUUCUCGAGGGGUUCCCCCGGCCCACAUAGACAUCGUGAUGAGGUUGCGGAGUUUGUGCAGGCGCGGGGAAGGCGGGUGUCGACCAGGCGGCAUGCAGGGGUCGGAUGGUCCGGGUGGAUGUUCAUGUCCAGAAUGACGUUCGUGUACCAUGCCACCAGAACAUCCUAUCGACCUUAUAUUUAUAGAGGCAAUAUCAUAACACUUCCUAGGCCGCGCGGUCGUAGCUCCUUACCCUGUAUCGACGGAACGUCGGGAGGAAACUGACGUUGCCGGUUUCGUGGUUUCUU
Chlamydomonas reinhardtii is the source of this 4664-nucleotide messenger RNA. RefSeq lists its product as uncharacterized. Bases 316 to 2121 code for a protein of 601 amino acids. The record is from RefSeq and is a predicted model, not a curated record. NCBI's taxonomy places the organism in Eukaryota, Viridiplantae, Chlorophyta, Chlorophyceae, Chlamydomonadales, Chlamydomonadaceae. Gene Ontology annotation, biological process: lipid metabolic process. The transcript has 9 exons.